AUGGAAAGAAUGAACCAGACAAUUGUGACAGAAUUCAUUCUCUUGGGACUGUUGGAUGACCCUAGCAUCCAAUCUGUCCUUUUUGCUACAGGGCUGUUGAUAUACAUGUUCACAUUAGCAGGGAAUCUGGCAAUUAUUGCUUUGAUACGGACUGCCCAGCACCUCCAGAAUCCAAUGUACUUCUUGCUGAGCAAUCUGGCAUUUACUGAGAUCUGCUACAUCAGCUCCACCAUGCCAAAGAUGUUAUGGGAUCUCGUGGCAGGGAAUAACACCAUCUCCUUUGCUGGCUGUGCAUUCCAGAUGUUCUGCUUUCUAACCACAGUAGCUACGGAAGGUGCUUUACUCUCAGUCAUGGCAUAUGAUCGCUAUGCUGCCAUUUGCCACCCAUUGCACUAUACAUUGCUCAUGAGCCAACCUGUGCUCAGAUGGCUUGUCGCAAUGUCAUGGGCGAUUGGAGGAGUUAACGGCACUGUCGAUACUGCCUUUGUUUUCUCCUUGAACUUCUGUGGUCCCAAUAAGAUAGUGCACUUCUUUUGUGACAUCCCACCUGUCUUGCAGCUGUCAUUCUCUACUUGUGCCUCCCAUCUUACUGUGGUGAGUAUCUUUUACAGCACAGGUAUCUUCACUUACCUGAGACCUUCUUCUGGCCGCUCCAAGGAAGAUGGCCGUUUGAUCUCUGUGCUGUAUACCAUCAUCACCCCUUUGCUGAACCCUCUAAUCUACAGCCUCAAAAACAAAGAAAUGCAGGCAGCACUUCUGAAUGUUCUUGGAAAGAAGCAACAUAGUCAGCUCUGA
Heteronotia binoei (common prickly gecko) is the source of this 795-nucleotide messenger RNA. Its product is annotated as olfactory receptor 5F1-like. Gene Ontology annotation, cellular component: membrane. Gene Ontology annotation, biological process: G protein-coupled receptor signaling pathway. Gene Ontology annotation, molecular function: olfactory receptor activity; G protein-coupled receptor activity. The record is from RefSeq and is a predicted model, not a curated record. The transcript has a single exon. Lineage: Eukaryota; Metazoa; Chordata; Lepidosauria; Squamata; Gekkonidae. Bases 1 to 795 code for a protein of 264 amino acids.